UUUGUUCAUCGGCGUAAAGUGAGUGAUGAGUCCCAUUGGCAGCAAAGAAACAAGAACUUGCUUUGGAGACUGAGUUCUUCUUUCGAUUGUUAUUGCUGCUUAAAAAUACUCUUUAUUAUCAAGAAACUUCGCGUCGUUUGCUUCGAAAGUGAUAGAAAAGUAAUCUGAAAGUAGGAACAUGGAAUUGCAAGGCCUACAAGAGACGCUGAAAGUAGAAAUCCAGUGCCAUCAGAAACUGGCUUUGCGGGGCUGUCCUGUGGGGAGUGCCAAGCCCAUCUCUCUCAUCAAGCAGCCCACCCAAAACAUCGCCUUCUCUGUUGUACCGGCGAAGACUCCUGUCUCCAUGGUGACUGCACACAUUAAUGGACAAAAGGCAGUGAGCAGUGAGCCGCUGCAGGCUGCCCCCGUCAACCUCCAAAUGGCAAACAAAGUGGCGUCAAGUAGCCUUUCUUUGGGCAGGAGAGCCACCGAGCUGCCCCAGUCACAGGUCCUGGGGACCCUCACAGCGGUGCCCAUCAAGGUGCCUCACAUCAGCUCCAUGCAUCGACUGGUAGGGCAGGCCCCUACCGUUCUACCUCAGGUUAGGCCAAAGACAUUGAUCCCAGACAGCCUUCCCCACAUUCCUGGCCAGGAACAGGUUUCCGGCAAGCUAACCAAGCUAGAGAAAACCCCAGCUGCAGUCAGUGCCAAGAGUCAGGGGUCAGCCCUGCCUACCACUAACAACACUACUGGCCCCGUGGAGCUGCAUAAUGGUCAGGCCACUUCCGUUAGCAUGGCCCAACCCCCUGCUGUCUCCACUGCUAUCAGUGGUGGAGGUGUAGCCUAUGCUAUCAUUUCUGCUGCCAGUGAGGCUGUUAAGGUGCAGCCGCUGUUGUUCAGCACUGACAACAAGGUGAUAAUAAUCCAGCCCCAGGCCACUGGCAGCCCACAGAAGUCACCAGGCCCGCUGGCAGAAGGCCCCACCAAGGAGCCCAUGACUCCCCCUGCCCUUCCAGUUGAGAAGAAAAAAGAAGAAGUGGAGAAAAUUGCCUUCAUGGUUGCUCUUGGCCUUGUCACCACAGAUCAUUUAGAAGAAAUCCAGAGCAAAAGGCAGGAGAGGAAGAGACGAAGCACUGCCAACCCAGCAUACAGUGGCCAGUUUGAACCUGAGCGCAAGCGACAUACAUCUAAUUACCUGAAUAACCCACUCUUCCUGUCAACAAGAGAUACUGAGGAUUUGUGCUGGAAGGACGAACUGGAGCAUGAUGAACGCUGUGUUGUGUGCAAAGAAGAUGGAGAGCUGCUGUCCUGCCAUAAAUGUCCACGCACCUACCAUCUUGACUGCCUCCAUCCUGCACUCAAAGUGCCCCCUAAGGGUUCCUGGAUGUGCCCCAAAUGCCAAAAGAAGGUUCUGAACAAAGACAACUUGUCCUGGCCACAGAAUUUUGUCCAGUCUUACGUGACACACAAGAGAGUGAGAGAGGAGGAAAAGAAGAAGCUGAUAAGGAGAAACAGUGAGCUGAAAAAAGAGUGUGCCCUGCUGGAACAACAGGACCAGAAGCUCAGCGAGUCACUUACGAAAUGCAUGGAUAUGAAGAGCAGCCUUCUGGGCAAGCAGAAGGAGACGAGGGCCUCACUGGACCGGCUAAAGGCUCUGAUUUGCCUGAUCCAGCGGGACCAGAUGAUCCAGGUCACCAUGACGGCAACCACAACUACAGGAGCCUCCUUACUCUCACUACCAUGGAUCAAGCCCAGCAGUACAGUAACAGUUGCCCAUGCUGGAACCUCCAUGGUGUUUCAGAAGAGUGUUGCCCAGACCGAGGACAACAACUGACUCCGCCCCAGGUCUCAUCUCCAUCCUGUGCACCUUUGAGCCAAGCGGCCUCCUUCUGCCAAAUCUCUGGCCAUACCCUGCUUCAGCUAUAGACUUUUUAACAAAACACAUCUGUGAUAUCAAAAUGUAUUCAUUUAAAAACUAAACAUUCAGUUGGUAUGGUUUUUUAAGAGCUGUGGUGGGAGAAUAUAUCCCACACAAGGUUUUCAGCAAAUAUUUUUUUAAACCCAAUACCUUCAGUGCUUGAGAUUUUUUUUACUAUAUUUAUUGUUCUUGGCCUUAAUGUAUUUAUGAAUUUUAAUGAAAAAAGAUCAAAUGUGUGUCACAGAUCCACAGAAGCAAGAGGUCUGUACAUUGAGGUAUGUUCUUUGAAACAUUAAUAAUGUUGUUGAAUAUAGGGAGGGACAACACUAGCAAAUAGUAGUAGCAGUAGACAUAAAUGAAUAAUGAAAAAUAAGAUCAAAAAGAAUUUCAUGCAUAUCAGUACAUGUAGUUCUUACUUUAUGAAAAGUGUUUGCCAUAUCAAUUCAGGUCAAAAUGGGA
Messenger RNA from Scleropages formosus (Asian bonytongue), 2356 nucleotides. Its product is annotated as PHD finger protein 21B-like. NCBI's taxonomy places the organism in Eukaryota, Metazoa, Chordata, Actinopteri, Osteoglossiformes, Osteoglossidae. The transcript has 13 exons. Bases 179 to 1813 code for a protein of 544 amino acids. The record is from RefSeq and is a predicted model, not a curated record.